UUGGGAGCUUUGGUUUAAGGGGGGACCAGGUAAAAACUAUAUAAAGCACAUAUUUCCACUAAUUUUCAAUCGCGUCCAAGUUAGAUCAUUAUAUACUACACAAUAUGGUGGAUCCUACCUACGACACCAAGACGGAAAUUGCCCCAACCCAAUCACACAUCUCGCUCCAUGACUCUUUGGAUGCAAAUUCGCUCAAGAGUGACGGUGGGAAUUUUGCCGGAAACAACGAAAACCCACUCAGUAUCCCAGCUUCCUUGCAGCAUUUAUCUGACGAGGAAAUCGAGGUUCUCGAAAAGAGAGUGAGGAGAAGAAUCGACUUGAGAAUCUUGCCGAUGCUUGUAUUGAUUUAUAUUUUGAACUAUUUGGACAGAAACAAUAUUGCUACUGCGAGAUUAGCCGGAUUGGAGGAAGACUUGAACAUGACUUCGGUUCAAUACCAAACUACGGUCUCUAUUUUAUUUGUGGGUUACAUUCUCAUGCAAAUCCCGGCAAACAUGUUCUUGACCAAGGUGGGGAGACCAAGAAUCUUCAUUCCGUGCAUUAUGAUCUCCUGGGGUGUCAUCUCCACGUGUGUUGGUGCCGUGCAGUCUUACGGUGGCUUGAUUGCCAUUAGAUUCCUUUUGGGUUGGGUGGAGGCCGGUUUCUUUGGUUGUUCCUUGUACUUCUUGUCUUGCUGGUACACCAGAAAGGAGUUGGCCUUGAGAACCUCGAUUCUCUAUUCCGGGUCCUUGAUCUCCGGGGCCUUUGCUGGCUUGAUCGGUGCUGGUAUUAUUAACGGUAUGGAUGGUGCCAGGGGCUUGUCUGCUUGGAGAUGGUUGUUCAUCAUUGAAGGGGCGAUCACAGUUUUUGUUGUUCCAUUUGCUUUCUUGAUCUUGCCAGAUAUGCCUUCGAACACUAAGUUCUUGUCGCAGCAAGAAAAGGACAUUGUUAUGUGGAAGUUGUGCAGAGAGGUCGGAACCAACGAUUGGGUCAGUGCCGAAGAACAGUCUUUCAAGACCGGGUUCAUGUUGGCGGUCAAGGAUGUUAAGGUUUGGAUGAUUACCGGCAUCUUAUCCUUCUUGGUUGCUGCCUGUGGCGUUACCAACUUCUUUCCAUCUGUCGUUGCUACGUUGAAGUUUGGCAGAAUUGAAACCUUGUGCCUUACUGCCCCACCAUACUUGAUCUGUGUCAUUGCUACCUUUGUUUGGGCUAUACACGCUGACCGUACCGGUGAGAGAUUCUGGCACGUUGUGGCCCCUCUUUGCAUGGCCUUAGCUUCCUUUAUCAUAUCGGCUGCUACGAUGAACACCGCGGCCAGAUACUUUGCUAUGUGUAUCAUGGUUCCGUCCUUAUACUGUGCCUUCACGGUGAUCCUUUCGUGGAUGUCCAACUGUGUAGCUAGACCACCGAUGAAGAGAGCUGUUUCCUUGGCGCUUAUGAACUGUCUUUCCAAUUCCACUUCGAUCUGGAACGCCUACUUGUAUCCAGCGUCUGAUGCUCCACAGUACUUGGUGGCCUUCUGCUGCAACUGUGGGUUCAUUAUCGCCGCCAUCGUGUUGUGUGUGAUUUUGAAGAUUCAUUUGCAAAGAUUGAACAAGAAGAUCGAAACCGGCAUCAUGGACUGGGAACCGGAAAUGGGUAAGGGUGUUGACAACGUUGAGAUCAACAGAACCUUUAGAUUCCUCACCUAGGAGGCACCUUUUAGAAUUGUUAUAAAUGCUGGAUCAUAAUUCAUAAAACUACUUCGGUCCUAGAAACUUCAGUUAUGCUAAACGUUUAGCCCUAGUGGGCCUUGAGGCCAGAUCAGGAAAAAAAAACCAGAAGCUACUGAAGAGGCGCGCAGCGCAUAUAACAUACAUAGACAGUAUCGUACAUCGACUCAGGUAAACGGUGUUAUGUUAUAUAGAUGUGUAUAUACUCAGUAUGCAGAACAGCGGUACACGGAGGAGAGAGACCGGACUUUAAUAUACUUUAACCACACAUGCGGC
Babjeviella inositovora NRRL Y-12698 is the source of this 1967-nucleotide messenger RNA. RefSeq lists its product as uncharacterized. Gene Ontology annotation, biological process: transmembrane transport. The record is from RefSeq and is a predicted model, not a curated record. Gene Ontology annotation, molecular function: transmembrane transporter activity. Lineage: Eukaryota; Fungi; Ascomycota; Pichiomycetes; Serinales. The transcript has a single exon. Gene Ontology annotation, cellular component: membrane. Bases 105 to 1670 code for a protein of 521 amino acids.